Molecule: messenger RNA, 855 nt
Organism: Lodderomyces theae
Lineage: Eukaryota; Fungi; Ascomycota; Pichiomycetes; Serinales; Debaryomycetaceae
Gene: DFG10
Product: putative polyprenol reductase
Exons: 1
Coding region: 1-855 (284 amino acids)
Biological process (GO): dolichol-linked oligosaccharide biosynthetic process; polyprenol catabolic process
Cellular component (GO): endoplasmic reticulum
Molecular function (GO): 3-oxo-5-alpha-steroid 4-dehydrogenase activity
Source: RefSeq, a predicted model, not a curated record
AUGAAUAUUGCUACUACUUACAACCCACAAUUACUUGUUUCGCUAACUUAUUUUGCUUUAACAUCGGGUGUCUUGGCUGUCAAAUAUGUUCCAUCGUUGAAAAGGUUAUUGAACUACGGUAAAACAGCACCAGACUCCAAUUCUAAUGGCAGCGACACGCCUUCAGAAGUGAUUGACAUUAUAGCCAAACAUGCAGUAGUACGCAAGCUGUGGUUUACUCAUUUCUACAUUUGCUUAUUCACUCUAUCCACUGCAACCUAUUUCAAGGCAUGCCAUGAAGCUAUCAUUGGUCACUCUAAUGAAACUUCUUCCGCCACAUACAAGAAUUUGGCCAUCAUCAACAAACUACUCGUUAUUCAAGGUGCAAGAAGAAUGGUUGAGAGUUUCGUCGUGACAAAGUUUUCGCCUGUAUCAUACAUGAACUUUGCUCACUACGCUGUCGGAAUGUCUCAUUACGUGUUAAUUGCAUUGGCAACAUACUUGGGCUUAUCGGGGAAUUGCGCCGGAAGCGCCGCAUUAACCAUUGUGGAUUACUUUCUUGUUGCUGUCUUUGGAGUUGCUUCGGUACAACAGUUUUUAGCCCACUCUCAUCUUGCCCAUUUGGUGAAGUACUCAUUACCUAAAUUCAAAGUGGUGGCAUCUCCGCACUACCUGUAUGAAGUCAUCAUCUAUACAGUCAUUGCGAUAUUUGGUGCUAAAAAUGGCUUGGGCUUGACCUCGUUGAUGUUUGCAUCUGCUUGGGUUUUUGUGGUUACCAAUUUGUCAGUGUCUGCUGUGGAAACGUACCGCUAUUACCAAGUAAAGUAUAAGGAGGACUUUAGUUUGAAGUGGGCCAUAUUUCCAGGAAUUUUGUAG